AUGGCGGACGUCGGGGAAGUAAAUCUUUUACAGGUCAUCUGCUUGAGCAGGGCAAUGUUGUUUAUAGCUCAUGAACUUAACAGUAAGCAAUGUGCGCUCGUGAUGGUCACAAGUUUGGAAGCAAAGGUCACACCAUUUUCCUCUGCCUCGUCACAAACAGUCAAGAUGCUGAAAACUCAAGACGUGAUCCUGCUCUGCUGUCUUGUUGGGACAACAAAUGCCCUUUACAAACAGUGGAUACCUGAUACCAACUAUGAGAAUAAGACUAAUUGGGACAAAGGAGAUGUUCCAUGUGGCAGUGACAUAGCUCAGUUUCCAUCUCAAAGAAAACUGUCUGUGUUUGUGGAGACCACGCAUGCUGUGCAGGAGAUGAGACUGCCAGUCGACGGAGAGCUCAUACUGAAUUCAGGGGCCGGCUUUUACGCUGUGAGUGGACAAGACCCUGGUUGUGGCGCAGGUGUAACUACCCACUUCAAAGACUCAGAGUCUCUUCAGUGGUUUAAUCCAGCUCUGUGGCAGGCAGCUGGAACCCUAGAUGACCUGCAAAAUGGAAACUUCCUGUUUUCAGUCCAUGAGGAGAGUGUUCCCUGUCAAUAUGAUGAUGUUGUUUUCAAAGACCUGUCUUCCUUCCGUGUGGACACCAGCUCCAGCCAGUCUAGUAUCCCAGCUAAAUCUGUCUCUGUGCUUGGGAAGGUGUUUGAAAGUCAAUCUGAGUUUUCUCAAUAUCUCAGCUCACACUCAGGCCAACUGCAGUUUCAUGGGUCCUCGGCUGUCACCGUUGGAAACCCAGUCUGUAGUAGUCCUUCUGGCUGUGACUGUGGGAACUCUGUAAACAAUGAGCGGAUCUGUAGCACAGUAACAUGUGCCUCUUUGAGCUGUAAGAAGCCUCUCCAACCUGUAGGACACUGCUGUGAAGUGUGUGGUGCCAUUGUUACCAUCCAUUAUGCUGCCAAUUUUAACCUGCAGAAUUACAGGGAACGAAUCCGUCACCUUUUUCUUAUCCUGCCACAGUACCAGUCCAUUCAGCUGGGCAUGUCUAAAGUUUUUCAUUCACAGCGGUUAAUGGGGAUUAUCCCAACUGGUGCAAUUUCUGUGAUACAGGUUGUUAUUCUGGAUGGCGAGAGGGGGAAACUGUCAGAAGCUCUGGCCCAGGACAUAACAAAGGAUGCUCGUUCUCAUGGCUCUAAACUGGGAAUCACAGAGACUGAAUUUCAAGCUUCCUCGGGUAACAGCAGCAAACAAUCUGGAGGAAAUGCAGGGGUUGUGGUUGGAGUUGUGUUUGGAGUUUUAAUUUUGAUAACGUUCAUUGCUACCUUAGCUGUUUUGAUUCGUAAGGGUGUUGUUCAAAUGCCUGCCAUGCCUUCAAUGCCAUCCAUGCCAUCUCUUCGCCACUUGCAGAAAAACGCUGAUGUUGGAGACCUCGGUGGGCCUCUCGACCAGGGAUUUGAUAACCCUAUGUUUGAUAAACCUGAAAUGAUGACUAAUAAUCCUGGUCUAUAUGGAACUGAACAUAAUUCAAUCUCUAUGACUCAGACAGGAGUGCACUUUAUAAAUCCACUUUAUGAUGAAAAUGAAACAGAUUUUACAGUGUAAAGCUGAUCCUCACAUGUAUUACUGAUUUGUUCAUUUUUCUUUUGAAUUAACACAAUGAUUUAACAGUUCAUGAAUAACAUGUUCUUAGCAGUGAGUAAAGCAAAGACUGUAAAAUGUUGACAGAUAGCAAAGCCUGAGUAAACAUUUACACACUCCUGUGCCUGGUAUACAUGUGAG
Molecule: messenger RNA, 1770 nt
Organism: Melanotaenia boesemani (Boeseman's rainbowfish)
Lineage: Eukaryota; Metazoa; Chordata; Actinopteri; Atheriniformes; Melanotaeniidae
Gene: amn
Product: amnion associated transmembrane protein
Biological process (GO): intracellular protein localization; receptor-mediated endocytosis
Cellular component (GO): apical plasma membrane; endocytic vesicle
Source: RefSeq, a predicted model, not a curated record